GCCACGAGGUCUCGCGUGAUUUGACCGAGUCGUUCGUGAGCUAAUUACCGUUCGUCGACAACCAUUAACCGUUACCUUAAAAAUGUAUAUGCGGCUAAAUUUGACAUAAUUAUAGCACCUUUCGCGUGCUGCUUUAGUUUGUAGUAGCCCAAAAGUCCGUACGUGUCGUCUCGGGCCAGAGCACACACCGUCCGCUUUUGUUUGCCUUGUUGCUAGCCCGUUGCUAGCUUAGCAAAGCGGCGCUAGCUAGCAGCAGGUAACUCAUCAAGCUAGGCGGCUAACGACUCGGCAAAAACCAGGAAGAAAGCAAAAGCAGCACUUGUUUGGGGCAGCUUGGCUUGGCCUCCGAGGUUGCUUCACUCCUGCAAUCAUUGACUGACUAAAUAACCACGGACGGUUCGGUCGAAACAGGUAAAAGUUGACAGUCCUAACUGUAGAGAUGUCAAAGGCCCCGGAUUCUCCAGCUCGAUCCCGCUCCAGAUCAAGGUCCAGGUCCAGAUCAAGAUCUUACUCCCGAUCUCACUCCAGAAGCCGCUCCCGCUCAAGAUCCAGAAAACGUCGCUACAGUUCUAGGUCUCGUUCCCGCUCCAGAUCGCACUCUCCGUCCCACAGAAACUACCCCACCAGGGACUAUCAAAACAACAGGGGAGGGUUCAGGGGCUACAACCGCGGCUACCGUAGGCCCUACCACUACCGUGGCAGAAACCGAGGCUACUUCCCACGUGGCCGUUACCAGAACAGGGGAGGGGGUAGCUAUGGUUACAGGGCCAACAAUUGGCAGGGUGGUGGUGGCGGCUGGCACGAUCACCACCAUGACCAGGACCACCACUCUCACAGCCCCAGGAGGGGGCGUUCCCGCACCCCUAGGAAACGGUCAGGAAGCCGUAGCCGCUCCCGCUACUCUGACCGCUCGUCUUCAGGUCGAUCUCGGCGCUCAAGCUAUUCCUCUCGGUCCCGAUCCCGGUCCUCAUCCCCACGCCACCGCAGUAGCAAGAGCAAGCGCAGCUCCAAGGAUGCCAAGGAGAAGCCUGCAGAAACCCACACAGAGGCACCAGGUCAGGCAGCAGACGGCAGUGCUAUUGAGAAGGCAUCUGGAGGUAAAUGGAUUGACUACGACACAAGCCCCAAGCAGACCAGUCCUGAGGCUGGUCUUGCUGCUGGAACCAAAGAGGAAGCCCCCACUGGCCCUGAAAGCAAAGGGCCUGGGAGUGGUGGUCCUCUGUGGAGAACCAUUGGCAGCGCCCCUGCUCCUGCUCCUGCCCCUGCCCCUGCCCCUGCCCCUGCAGCCAAGAGUCCUGCCAAGUCAGUGCCAACCACCUCCUUCAGCGGCUUUGGCUUCUUUUCGAAGGAAGAUACCAAAGCUGGAGAUAAGGCUGGAAUACCCUCUGCCUUCAAAAAGUUCUUGGCAGAGAAUAAAGGGAAAAAGCUGGCACCUGAGAAGGAGAAUGGUCGCGAUAAGGAGCAGAGCACCACAGAAAGAGAACUGGAGAAAGGCAGCAGCAAGGUGGGAGGCCUCUUCAAUGUCACAGCUGCAGCAUUUGGAGAGUCCAAGGAAGAAAAAAGCUUGCCAUUUUUUGAUGCUGGCGAAGAGGAGUUCCUCAAGUCUCAUGGGCUGAAAGAGAGGGUGAUUGAAGAGGACGGGGAAGAUAAUAGCAAGACCACCCUCACAGCCCGGGACAUUUUUGGGAAAUGGGAGGACGAGCCUAACUAUCCAACUUCGUACCCAACAGUGAAGGAGAAGAGCCGGAGAGAUGCAGAAGAGGCAGAGGAUAUAGAACACUUAGAGGAGGACUUGUACCGUAGCCGUAAGCACAGCUCCAAGAGGGAGGAGAAGUCCAAGAAGAAGGAAAAGAAAGAAAAGGAGAAGUCCAGGAGAAGUCCGUCCCCUGCCCCAGCACCUCCCAGAGACAGCAGGGAGAAGGACAGACCCUUGUUUCCUGGGGCCAUCGUUCCCAGGGAGGAGUCACCCCCUUCACGACUGUCUGUGUCAAGGGAGGAUUUUGAGCUCAAAAUCAGCUCUUUAGAUGAAAUGCCCAGCUCCUCUCUGUCUAGGGAGCGCCGUAUGUCCCGAGAUCUAGUGAAUCCCACUAAGAAAGAUCCAGAGUUCCGCUCCAUUUUCCACCAGAUUCAAUCAGCGCAGCUCCGCCGGAGCCCCUCUGAGCUUUUCGCUCAGCACAUAGUCACUAUUGUGCACUACAUUAAAGCCCAACACUCCCGCUCCUCAGACAUGACUUUAAGUGAGCGGUUUGCCAUGUACCAAAGAAAAGCUGCAGAGGUAGAAAUGAUGAAGCCAAGAAGGAGCCCAGAAAUCCACAGGAGAAUUGAUGUCUCCCCCAGUGCCUUUAAGAGGCACUCUCACCUGUUUGAGGAUAUGGAGGAGACCAGCUACAAGGAUCCGGGUAAAAAGCUCAAAGGUGAUGUGAUGGACCUGCGCCUGGAUAUUGAGAGACGUAAAAGGUUUGGUAAGGAACGUGAGUUCAAGCGGGAUGGAGGCAAGAGCUCAGGAGGAUCCCGAGGACCAAGCAGAGAGAGGUCCUCUGAGAAAUCUGCAAAGCACCACAAGAAAUCAAAGAAGAGUAAGAAGAAACGGGAUCGUUCUCCAUCCUCCUCUUCCUCUUCGUCCUCUCCAUCCCCUUAUCCUCCAUCUUUCAGAGGUAAAGAGUUCAUGGGAGAGGGGAUGGAGCACAUGGACGAGGGCUACAGUCACCCGCGCUACCCCCCUCGGGACUAUGGCGGGCCUGUGGACAGGGGGCCGCGGGAUUAUGAGAGCCACAACAUGGAGAGGGGCAGAGGACGUGGAUUUUACCCCAGAAUGAGGGGAAGGGGUUGGAACAGGGGUAAUUACCCAGGCAACAACAGCAAUGGCAACCCAGGAAAUAUGAAUGCCCCAGUGCGCCCCCCAGAGGAGGAGUGGGACCCUGAAUACACCCCUAAGAGCAGGAAAUAUUACUUGCACGAUGACCGAGACGGUGAGAAAACCUGGGUGGACAACCGUGGACGAGGCCGGGGGUCCUUCCCGGCCCGCCGGGGACGAUUUGUCUACCGCAAAGGAGGCAGCAGCCCCAAGUGGACCCAUGACAUGUUCCAGGGAGGAGAGGAGGGAGAGCUGGGAGACGACAACAUGGAGCUAGACCACAAAGAAACGAAGGCUGUGGGAGACUCCUCCGCCCAGAAGCAGUAGACUGCUCCCCUCAUGACUGCCGUUAAUCUAGCAGUUUUGGUAGCAGAGGGUGACUGCACAGCUGCCAGUGUCCCAGUGUCCGAAUGUUAACAGUAGUAAUAAAGGUGUUUUUGUUGGGUUUUUUUUUUGUUUGUUUGUUUUCCUACACCAUCUCAUCUUUUAGUGGUUAAAAAUUGCUGAAUGAGUUUGAGCCCCCUCACACUGAGUGAAGGAAAAAAUGUUCGAUUGACUUGAAUGAAGAGCAACACUCUUAUUUUUUGUAUGUCUGUUUAGCUUAAUUUUUUAUGCAACUGUGCAUUUCUUUCUUCAGCUUUGCAGUUGGUUGGCAUCGAAUCAUUUGUACCCUCUAAGGGUGGAAGUAUGGAGACAGCAAAUGUUCAAAGAUGACUCAGUAUUCUGUCAAAACGUGAUAAAAUGACAAAUGCAUUUGUGCCUUAGACCUUAAUGUAACAGUAAUACAUUUUCUUGUAAUUGUCCUUUUGUACUGCCUUUAAUUGCAGUACUAGAGGAAGACAUCAGUUGAAUUACUUGUUUUUGUUUGUUUAUGUUUGGGGCAGUGAGAAAUCUUUGGUAGUAGUGCAUGAAACGUUGGAUUCAUACCUCGCUCCAUGGGACCAAUCCGUGGUGGGCAUAGGGCUCAUACUUGUCAUUUAUGAACAAUAACACACAAAAGUUAAUAUUUGUUGUACCCCUGAACUAUUGAUGUUCCUCACUUAUAUUAUCCAGUCAUUUUCAUAUAGUGCCACUUCACCAUAAUUUCUCUUUAGGAUGUAAAGACAUUUUUUUUUAAUGUGUGUGUGUGUGUGCUGUAUUCUUACUGUGGAUGUUUUCAUUUAAAAAAAAAAAAAAAAAGUACAGAACUUUCACUGUGUUGAAUGGAAAGGAUUGGCACCAAUAUCCUUUGGUUUGCUUGCUCUAGAGCUGAUAAACAAAUGUAGGUUGUGCCUCUGUCUUAUCAGUUUAGGUAAGUGGCUACCUGUGUUUAGAUUUUUAAGAUGAAUGAAUAGUUAUUACAAAGGGGUAAUGCAUAUAUAAAUAGAUAUAUAAGACUUAAAUUAUUGCUACCUUUGUGUUUGGGGUUGGGAGAAGUUAAAAUAGAAUAUGGUUCCCUUUUUUGUUUUUUUGUUUUUUGUUUUGUUUUUUUAAGAAAGAGCAAUUGCAGUAAUCCUAACAUGCAAAAAAAGUUCAUUUAAAUCUGUUCUCUCUUAACUUAAUGACAUGAAAAGUAACAAGAUACCGGUCUAAAUUGUGACAAAUCUGUUCUGUCAGAAGUAGAGAUAAAUAUAUUUCUCAGAGGAGUUGACACAAACCAGCAAACAAGGUUUUGUGGCUCUCAAUCUGCUGCUGUGUGUCCCACUUUAGGCUGUACAUACUGUAUGUACCGAACAGAACUGUAGGACUUUUACUCAAAUUUCUGUUCAAAUCUGAAGCUGAAAUCUUUUUUACUGUUCCUCAAGAGCUUUGAAUUGUUUGUCUUUUAAUUUUCAAUAAAUUGUUUUCUUUGAUUCAGCUCAA
Molecule: messenger RNA, 4696 nt
Organism: Myripristis murdjan (pinecone soldierfish)
Lineage: Eukaryota; Metazoa; Chordata; Actinopteri; Holocentriformes; Holocentridae
Gene: thrap3b
Product: thyroid hormone receptor associated protein 3b
Exons: 11
Coding region: 440-3181 (913 amino acids)
Biological process (GO): positive regulation of transcription by RNA polymerase II
Cellular component (GO): mediator complex
Molecular function (GO): transcription coregulator activity; DNA binding
Source: RefSeq, a predicted model, not a curated record